AUGAGGUUGAACGAAGCCCAGAGAAAGCUAACUGUUAUCGAAAACGAACUGUCUCGCUCGGAAAUUCGCAAGGAUACGGCAGUGAAACGAGUCGAGGAAUUGGAACACAUGAUCCGUACUGCUGGAGAAAAUCUUCGCAAACUUGAACAAGAAGAUGUGCUUGCUAGUGAGAGAGAAACCGACAGCCAGCAAAAAAUUCAAAUUUUGGAAGAAGAGCUGAAAGUUCAGAUAGAGAAAUGCGAAGAGACUGAGAGAUUGGAAAGCACAAAAUUGCGCUUAAUUGACGAACUGACCACGGACAUAGAGUUCUGGAAUUCAAAGAAGCUGAAACUGUUGAAUGAAAUAGACGCUAUGGAGAGUAUGGACUAG
This is a messenger RNA of Pocillopora meandrina, 369 nucleotides long. Lineage: Eukaryota; Metazoa; Cnidaria; Anthozoa; Scleractinia; Pocilloporidae. The record is from the annotation of a GenBank genome assembly.